UAUCCCAUUAUUUUCGGGCCUUUCUGGGGCUUUAUUUUUUAAGACUUGCUCUUUCUUCCUCAUUCUUGUCUCAACUCUCGUUGAAGCAACAUCAUUUUGGUCUGCUCUUCAAUUUCCUUGGAUUAUUUUCUUAUUUUCUUCUUCUCUGAUUAUGGCUCGUUUUAAGACUACUGGUAAGACUACUGGGCGCAGGUGCCGAUCUCGCCCUUACCCUAGGGCCUCUCCUUCCUAUCGCCACUUCCAGAUUGGCCGCCUGUUUGAUGAUUUGGACAACUAUUUGGUCAAUCCUAUUGAUGACCCUGUUCUUCCUGACACUUCUUCUUCUUCCCACUCCUCUCGUUCUUCCAUGGAUGUGGGUACUCAGACUGACCCUGUGGUGAUCCUUCCUGCUGGUUCUGCUCAUGAAGAUUCUGACACUGCGCCUGACUCUCUACCCCGUCCUCCAACUCCUUAUCCAUCUGGCUCUCCAUCCUAUUCUCCUACGUCUCCUCGUAGUCCUUCCCCUGGGCCUUCUUCUCCUGCCAGUGUCGUCAUGAUUGAGCCUAACCAAGUACCCCCUGUUGACCUUCCCUUUGAAACCCCUUUUCCUUACAGGUUUCUUGAGUCUUCUGGCUCUUAUCUCCCCAUUUGUGAGUGUUUCCCCCUGAGUGUCUGUACCCACAUAAGCUCCUCUGGGUCUAAUGAAUAAACAUGGUGGUCUUUUUCUAAAUGGUCUCCUGUUGUGGUAAUUUCUUAAGCAUAGGCUGAAUAAGAUAGCUUUAAGCUAGGUUUUUAAUUCUUUAUAC
Molecule: messenger RNA, 785 nt
Organism: Silurus meridionalis
Lineage: Eukaryota; Metazoa; Chordata; Actinopteri; Siluriformes; Siluridae
Product: proline-rich receptor-like protein kinase PERK14
Exons: 2
Coding region: 152-688 (178 amino acids)
Source: RefSeq, a predicted model, not a curated record